Messenger RNA from Carassius auratus (goldfish), 3196 nucleotides. Its product is annotated as ADP-dependent glucokinase. Bases 338 to 1822 code for a protein of 494 amino acids. Gene Ontology annotation, molecular function: ADP-specific glucokinase activity. The transcript has 8 exons. The record is from RefSeq and is a predicted model, not a curated record. NCBI's taxonomy places the organism in Eukaryota, Metazoa, Chordata, Actinopteri, Cypriniformes, Cyprinidae. Gene Ontology annotation, biological process: glucose metabolic process. Gene Ontology annotation, cellular component: endoplasmic reticulum.
CGCUUUAGCUGCAGUAAGACAGUUUUCCUAAAGCCAACAACACCGUUUAGAACAAAUUAAAGCUUUAAACACAGACAACAACAUGCAUUUUGGAGCUCAAAUGUUUUUUUUUUGUUUUUUUUUGUAAUAUACAUUAACAGUUGGUUUGAUUUUAAUUGCAAUUUUAUCUCCGAGGGCACUGAGAUUUGAUUUGUCCUCAGGAGAGAGUGGAGCGGCUAGACACUAACACACAGACUUUCUUCAACCAAGAAGGGUGACACAACUCAACUUCUCCACUUACACACUCUUUCGUGUCGUCCAAGAUCAUCAUCUGUCAGGCUGUGUGCGUGUGGAGAUCAUGUGGAGGAAGGCGGUGCUGGUGGCGGUGUUGGCGUUGGGGAUGGGGUAUCUGUACCACACUGACCCACAGAUGCCCACCCGCAUGCUGGACUACAUCAGCGAAUCCCUGCCGCAGAUGGAGCCCCGCCCCCCGGCGCUGGAGGAGGCCAUCGCUCACAGCUGGCAGACCCUGAUCACGGCUCCGGCCCGACGCUGGGCGAGAGUGGCAGUGGGGGUGAAUGCCUGUGUGGAUGUGGUGGUGUCCGGGGUGGGGCUGUUGCAGGCGCUCGCUCUCGAACCCGGAUCCGGAAGAGACCACGAGGUCCUACACACCAAAGAGGACCUGAAAGAGGCCUUUGUCCACUACAUGGGGAAGGGUGCCGCCGCAGAGCGCUUCUUCUCAGAUAAAGAGGUUUUUCAAAGGAUUGCACGGGCGGCUGCAGAAUACCACGGCGCUCAGCUCUAUGUGGGUGGAAAUGCUGCUCUUAUUGGUCAGAAACUGGCGUCUAACCCAGAACUCGUGGUCCUCUUGUGUGGUCCGGUAGGGCCGAAGCUUCAUGAUAUGCUGGAUGAACAGAUCGUAGUCCCGCCCGAAUCUCUGCAGGAGACCGAUGAGUUCCACCUCAUCCUGGAGUACAAGUCAGGCGAACAGUGGGGUUCUGCACGAGCGCCUCAAGCGAACCGCUUUAUCCUGUCUCAUGACGUGUCCAAUGGUGAAAUGAGCACGCUGGAGACAUUCGUGGCCAGUCUGGAGGACUUCCAGCCGGACCUGGUGGUUCUGUCCGGUCUGCACAUGAUGGAAGGGAUGGGCCGGGAUCUUUGGGAGGAACGACUGAAAGAGGCGGUGGUUGCCAUCUCGGAUGUGAGGAACGAGGUGCCCAUCCACCUGGAGCUGGCUAGUAUGACGGACAGGGACUACAUGAACCGGAUCCUGCAGGAGCAGGUCAUGCCCAUCGUGAACUCUGUCGGUCUGAACGAACAGGAGCUGCUGUUUUUGGCUCAGUCUGGAGGCGGGCCUCACGCUGACCUCACUUCCUGGGACGGGAUACCUGACGUGGGCCGGGUCAGCGACAUCCUGCUCUGGAUCCUGGAGCAGCACGGCCGGGCGGAUCCACAAUCUGAGGCCGAUCUGACCCGGAUCCACUUCCACACGCUAGCGUACCACAUCCUGGCUACGGUGGAUGGCCACUGGGGGAACCAGGAGGCGGCGGUGUCCGCGGGCGCACGUGUGGCCAGCAGUCAAGCCUGCGGUCUGCAAGACGUGGAUAUCACAAAGGUGAUCCUCAAGGCACCUUUGACCUUCCACAGCUCGUUCUCCGAGCCGAGGGAGAGCCUAGCGGUGGACCCGAGCCGACCGGUCACCGUGUGGAGCAGAGGGAACGUCUCGUUCCAUCUCACACCGGUCCUGGUGUGCAAACACCCGCUCAGGACUGUGGGAUUGGGCGACGCCAUAUCAGCCGAAGGCCUUGUGUUCUCAGAGCUCACGCCCCGGCCCGAGCUCUAAGAGACGUCUCUCUCCGUCCAUCCUUCUGAAGACACGUCCUCGCCGUUAGAUCCUAACGCUGGAGAAACAGACUCGGAGGGCGUCAAACUACAGGAUGCUUUCAAAGCGAGCUUCGGAUGCACUGUUGUACUUUUGUCUGAAAUCGCAUUUCGUGAAAAAACGCACUGAAUGCAAUGACAUCAAACCAGCGUUUGAACCAAAAAUGAACGUUCGGCUCAUCAUCCGCUCAACACUGAAUCGAAACGACCGUCUUAUAAACACAGUACAGUGCAGAAGUCACAUGGUUUUAGCGAAGUAUAUGAUGACUACUAAUGAGUUUUUACUAUGAUUAGAGAUCAGACAGACCUGAAAGUGAAUUUUAGAGUCUUAAACAUCUCAAAUCUCCAUUAAGACGCUUUUAUUUGGUGUAUGAACAUUAAUACGUAAGCGGAACCGGAUGCACUUCAGGUUUAGAUCCAGUCUAGUUAACGUGAAGCUCUCUUAUCCUAAUGAAGCAGAAGUGAUUAAAGCAAUGUUCAUGGGGUUAAACUAAAGUCUAAAUAAUUCCUGAAUAGUAGUUUAGAUCACGCGCUUCCCUGAGGCUAUUAUUCCAUGCACAUAUUACUAAGUACUAUUCGUUACUCUUGUCUUAAACGUAUCUAAAUGUUGUUAAAGCUGUAGGUUUUUGUCAUCAUUUGUAUAUAAAUAGAAGAGAAAUCGUAAUAUUCUUCCAUUCAUUCUGCAGGUGUGAAUCAUGAUGCUUCCUGGUUACACUUCAUGAAUCUGUACAUACAAAAGAUGUUACUUUUUCUUAUUAGUCAUGCAUUUCCUUCCAAACAUCUUUGACGUAUGAUUUUGAAUGUUUUAUUUGGGACGUACUAAUUAAUCUCGAUAUGUGAAUUGCUAUCAGUCUUAAACCAGCAUUAAAGCCCAUCUGAGGCUUUUUAACGAAUGCAUAGUUUUAGAAGUGUUGAGCAGUGUUUGUAAAGCAGUUUAAACAUGAAUGGUUUACACACAAUGUGUUUGUGUUUCUUGAAUAAGGAAAGAUUCGGAUCAUGAACCUCCUGUAUUUCUGUUACACUCCAUAUUGAUGCGGUUAGUUUCUCAAACCAACGAAAGACUUCUAGCAUUAUUGGAUUUUACAUCCUUCAUCACUGUAUUUAGAUUUGGAAUAACACAGUAGAUGUUGAGUCAUGGUGUGAGAAACUAACAGAAACUUUUAGACUGUAUGAAAUGUUUUAUGGUUCUAGUUUGCACUCGUUAUUAUGCAGCAAAUUCUUUAAGGGUUACUGGGAAAAACAUCCUUCAAUCUUAAACAUAACUACUAGAAAUAUUAGAUCUGUUAACUUGAGUAUGGAAUAUUUUUGUAUUAAUAAAACACUUCUGUACCAGGUA